Molecule: messenger RNA, 1958 nt
Organism: Phragmites australis (common reed)
Lineage: Eukaryota; Viridiplantae; Streptophyta; Magnoliopsida; Poales; Poaceae
Product: serine carboxypeptidase 24-like
Exons: 9
Coding region: 326-1747 (473 amino acids)
Biological process (GO): brassinosteroid mediated signaling pathway; proteolysis
Cellular component (GO): vacuole
Molecular function (GO): serine-type carboxypeptidase activity
Source: RefSeq, a predicted model, not a curated record
CAUCCCUACGGCCCCAGCCCAGCAGGCGGGUGGCUCGGCUUUCUUCUUCUUCCUAUCGCUGCCAAGCUGCCAAGGUCGGAGGACUAUUAAUGGCGGCGUAGCAUGACUCACCUGCCCUCCGUCCCCUGCCCCAUGCACGGCCUCUUCCGAAGAGCAGGCUUAAAUGCUCCCGAUCCAAUGCCCCAUUAUUACCACGACGACCACUCCACUAGCCAUUAGCAGCAAGCUGAGCUCCAAUCUCCAAGGAUAAAUACGCAGCUCAUGUGCUUCAGCUUCUCCCAUAGCUAGUUACAGUACCAUUCUCGCUGUUCCUUGGUACGCCUGAAUGGCGACGACACGGCGGCGUGGGGCGGCGGUUGCCGUGGCGAGCCUUCUGGUAGUGAUCAUCAGCUGCGUGCUGGCUGGAGGUGCUGUCGCUGCCGGCGCCGGCGUGGAGGAGUGCGAGGAGAGAGCGCGCAGCGACCGCGUCGAGGCGCUGCCGGGGCAGCCGCAGGUGGCGUUCGCGCAGUACUCCGGUUACGUGACGGUGAACGAGGAGCGCGGCCGCGCGCUCUUCUACUGGCUCACCGAGGCCGCCGGCGACGCGGCCAGCAAGCCCCUUGUCCUUUGGCUCAACGGAGGUCCUGGAUGCUCGUCGGUGGCGUAUGGAGCAUCCGAAGAGAUAGGUCCGUUCCGGAUUAAACCAAACGGGACAGGGCUCUUUCUGAACAAAUACUCAUGGAAUAGAGAAGCAAACCUUCUCUUCCUCGAAUCGCCUGCCGGAGUCGGCUUCUCCUACACGAACACCACCUCGGAUCUCAAGACAUCGGGCGAUGAGCGAACGGCUCAAGAUGCAUUGCAGUUCUUGAUCAAUUUGAUGGCACGGUUCCCGCAGUAUCGACACAGGGACUUCUACAUAGCUGGAGAAAGCUACGCUGGUCACUACGUCCCCCAAUUGGCAAGGAAGAUUGUUGAGUACAACAAGGCUUCACCAUACCCCUUUAUCAACCUGAAGGGAAUCAUUGUAGGCAACGCAGUCACUGACAACUACUAUGACAACAUCGGCACGGUCACCUACUGGUGGACGCACGCCAUGAUCUCCGACCGCACCUACAAGGCCAUCCUCGAGUCCUGCAACUUCACCAGCGCCAACGUCUCGCGCACCUGCAGCCGCGCCAUGAACUACGCCAUGAACCACGAGUUCGGGGACAUCGACCAGUACAGCAUCUACACGCCGUCCUGCGCCGCGGCCGCGGCCAACGCCACCGUGCUGAGGUUCAAGGACACCCUCAUCCGCCGGCGGUCCUUCGGCUACGACCCAUGCACGGAGACGUACGCCGAGAAGUACUACAACAGGAUGGACGUGCAGAAGGCAAUGCAUGCAAACACCACGGGGAUUCCCUACAGAUGGACUGCCUGCAGUGAUGUGCUCAUCAAGACAUGGCAAGAUUCUGAGUUCUCCAUGCUGCCGACAUACAAGAUGCUGAUGAAUGCUGGGCUUAGGAUAUGGGUGUUCAGUGGCGAUACGGAUUCGGUAGUCCCGGUUACGGCUACCAGGUUCGCCAUCAGCCAUCUUGGAUUGAAGAUUAAGAUUCGCUGGUACCCAUGGUACUCAGGAGGACAGGUAGGAGGAUGGUCUGAGGUGUAUGAAGGGCUCACAUUCGCUUCGGUGAGAGGUGCAGGGCAUGAGGUGCCAUUGUUUCAGCCCAGGAGGGCGUUCAGGAUGUUCAAGUCGUUCUUGGCUGGGGAGCCAUUGCCCAAAACCUGAAGGUUCCUGGCAUGAGCUGAUGUGUACCUCAUGUCUAGCUACAAGUCUGAAGAAUAUGUAAAAGAUGAUGAGAAGGUGAUGGGGAGUGUUUGCAAGUAGAAAAUAGGCGUGCAGUUCAUAGCUGAGGAGUGGAUUGAUUGGUGUUGGGGAAAAGGAUGAUAACAGAAUAAGGAUGGUUAUGCCAUGGAAAUCAUGAGCAUUGCGAUGAUGA